GAUGUAAUCAGAAUUAUGGCCCUCUUUUUUUAUUUAGGAAAAAAUCCAACUGAUGAGUAUCUAGAUGCCAUGAUGAAUGAGGCUCCGGGUCCCAUAAAUUUUACCAUGUUCCUCACGAUGUUUGGUGAGAAGUUAAAUGGCACAGAUCCAGAAGAUGUCAUCAGAAAUGCUUUUGCUUGCUUUGAUGAAGAAGCAACUGGCACCAUUCAGGAAGAUUACCUGAGAGAGCUGCUGACAACAAUGGGAGAUCGGUUUACAGAUGAGGAAGUGGAUGAGCUGUACAGAGAAGCGCCUAUUGACAAAAAGGGAAAUUUCAAUUACAUUGAGUUCACACGCAUCCUUAAACAUGGAGCAAAAGAUAAAGAUGACUGAAAAGAACUCCAAAUUGCAGCCAAAUGUUCUAUGUCGCCACAUUGGGUAUUUCUGAGACUUUCUCUUAGAGUCCAUAACAUGCCCUAGCUUUGCAGCUUUUGCCUUUCUUGUGGUAUUUAUUCUCAGCCAUUUUGGGCACAGCCAUCUCUAUAAUCAGACUGGAAGUAGGACUCUUUGUUAUUUUCAGAAUAGAAAAUAGGUAAUUGAACUUACCAGCCUCCCCCACCCCCCUAUAACUGCAAUCUACACAGAGUCAGUAUAUUUUUUCAGAGAAAGUAAUUCACUCAAUUUUUUUCUGAACCAUAAUUAAAUUUUAUGAUCAAAACUUACUUGUUUAAACUUCUUUAUUUAUCAAAAUUGACUUUUAUUCGUUUUAGUUGCAUCUUCCAAUGAAAGGUAGAUGAGGCAAAAAACCUAGAAAAUGGUGUGGUUGUUUGACCUUUUCCUUACUUCUCCCAGUUUUCCUAACAAUCCUAUCUCCUCUGCUAUUCAUUCGUCCCCUCCCAAAGAAAUACAAGUUUAACUGC
Messenger RNA from Myotis lucifugus (little brown bat), 899 nucleotides. RefSeq names its product myosin regulatory light chain 12A-like. Bases 16 to 372 code for a protein of 118 amino acids. Gene Ontology annotation, molecular function: calcium ion binding. The transcript has 2 exons. Gene Ontology annotation, biological process: platelet aggregation. Gene Ontology annotation, cellular component: cytoplasm. Lineage: Eukaryota; Metazoa; Chordata; Mammalia; Chiroptera; Vespertilionidae. The record is from RefSeq and is a predicted model, not a curated record.